AUGCCUAAAUUGACUGAAGAAUCGACACAACGUUUUUCUCCUAUAACAAAACCAUCAUCAGAUAAUCAAUCAACAUUAACAAACCUUAUAACACCUGUACCUAUUCAUGGAAAUUCAACUCCAACAUUAAUUAUCAAUCAAAAUCAAGCAGAUUUUAAUACAAAUAUUAAUUUGAAUAAUGAAAUGGAUAUAUCUCAAAAUGGAAUAUUUCAAUAUCAUAAUACAGCAUUUCGUGUUCAUCCAUCAUUUAAUUCAAAUGAAGAUGAUAUUAAAAGUCAUUCAUUAUCAAAUUCUCCUAAUUUAAAACGAGAAAAUUCUUCAUCAACAUUAAAUGAAAAUGAAACAUAUCGUACAAUUGUAUCAAUGUUAAUUAAUCAACGUAAAACAAAUCUUAGUCUUGAACAACAAUUAAAACAUUUACAAUCAACAACAAAUCCUAUUAAUAAAGCAACAACAUCACAAUCUCCAAUAUUACCAACAUAUUCAAAUUCAUCAAUUGAAUUGAACAGUAAUCAGAAUUUAAUUAAUGAUAAUUAUGAUCGAUUAAAUUUAAAUCAAUCAUUUACAAUUAAACCUUUUUCUUUUGAUGAACAUCAACAACGAAAUUUUAUUUUUCAUAAUUCUCAAAAUCAUUUUAUAACACAUUCAAUUGCAUCAUCAUCAUCAUCAUCAUCAAGUAAUUCAACUGGUUAUUCAAGUGGUUCAUCAUCAUCAUCAUCAUCUUCCUUAGAUAGUAAUAGUACAAUAUUAUCAGCAUAUAGUUCACGUUCAAAUAGUUCAUUAUCUGAAAGAAGUAAAACAUCUCCAACACCAUUAAAACAAAUUCCACUUCAAUAUUUACCAACAAUAAAUGAAACAAAUAUGAAUUUUCCAACAACAACAACUGAUGAUGAAGUUACACAAUUAACUUCAUUAAAUGAAAAUAAAUAUAAAUUAAAUAUUUUAUCUCAACAAUCUCCAUUACCAUCAACAUCAGAACAAUUAGAUACAAUUAAUAAUAAACCAUUAACAAAACGAAGAAAAACUAUUACUUUAGAGGGUUUACAACGUCCAACAACUCGAUCUCAAAGUAUAAGUGAACGUGUAGGAGGAAAUAGUUGUACAAGUAUUAAUACAGAAUCGUGUCCAAUAGUGACACGUAAACGAAAAGCAUCAAUUGUUAUGGAACAAAAUGAAAGUGAAAUAAAACGUACAACAAUUGAUUAUAUAAAACAAUUAGAUGAAAUGAAAAUUCAAUAUAUAAAAGCAAAUUCAAAUCGUCAAACAAAUUGUUCAACAUAUUCAAAUGGUCAAACAAUAAAUAAAAGUCAAUUAGCAUCAAGAUUAAAAGUGAUUGAUUUUUUAAAAGAUCAUCUUUAUCCCACCGAUUCAGCAAUAUUAUCUUUUCAAUUAGAAAAUCAAGAAUUAUUUCCAAAGAGACGUUUAUUAAAUCAACGUAUUAGAGAAAUACGUCAAAAAUUGAUGAGUAAUUUAAAUCAACAACAAUUAUUACGUGAACCAUCAUCAUAA
Messenger RNA from Rotaria sp. Silwood2, 1509 nucleotides. The record is from the annotation of a GenBank genome assembly. NCBI's taxonomy places the organism in Eukaryota, Metazoa, Rotifera, Eurotatoria, Philodinida, Philodinidae.